Messenger RNA from Bursaphelenchus okinawaensis, 1621 nucleotides. NCBI's taxonomy places the organism in Eukaryota, Metazoa, Nematoda, Chromadorea, Rhabditida, Aphelenchoididae. The record is from the annotation of a GenBank genome assembly.
AUGACUGCUCCUUCGAUCUCAACCGAAAGAUCUUCACACAGUUGUAAAUCAAAGUUUUACCGUCGUAGGACGCAAAAAAGAGUUGAAAAUGUCAAAAAGAGGGCUCGUUCAGGUAAUUUAUGGAUAUUGUAAUAACAAUGAAGAAUUCUGUAUAGCCCAGUAUUGACUUACGUAAUUGCACUUUACAGAAUUGAAUAGCUGUGGUUGGAGUCCUCAUCAAUACGCUAAUAGUGGGUUAGUCAACAAGUUGCAACAGUUUACUCAUGAUAACAUCGAGCGUGUUGAUGGGCGGGAGAUCACAAUUGAAGAAUUUCAAGAACGAUUCGAGAAGAGGAGUGUACCAGUGAUUCUGACGGGUAUUAUUGAUCAUUGGGACGCUAACAAAAAGUGGACAUUGGAUGUAAGUUCAUGACAAAGAUUGCGUUGUUGUGUUUUUUUACGUCGAGUACAAUUUCAGUGGAUAUUUUAGAGGCUCUACAAAAAGUAUCGGAAUCAGAAGUUUAAAUGCGGUGAAGAUGACGAUGGAUAUUCGGUGAAGUUAAAGAUGAAGUACUACAUGGAUUAUAUGACAAGCACCACUGAUGACAGUCCCCUCUACAUAUUCGACAGUGGUUUUGGAGACAGAAAGAAGUCAGAAGCCUUACUGAAAGACUACGAGGUUCCUAACUUUUUUGCCGACGAUUUGUUUGGAUACGCUACAGAUCAAAGAAGACCACCGUACCGAUGGAUUGUGAUAGGACCUGAGAGAUCUGGUACAGCGAUCCAUGUAGAUCCUCUGGGUACAAGUGCUUGGAACGCCUUGAUAUCAGGAGAGAAGAAGUGGUGUCUCAUUCACCCAUCAGCCCCCAAAUCUUACGUCAAACCCAGGAAGGAUGAAGUUGGCAAACAUCCAGAUGAAGCUGUCACAUGGUUCCAGACAGUUUUUCCUCGAGUAGCACAUGACAACUUGUAUCCUACUGUUUAUGCUACACAACGGGCUGGCGAUGUUAUGUUUGUGCCUAGUGGAUGGUGGCAUGUUGUGAUAAACACUGAAACUGCUAUAGCUAUCACACAGAACUUCUGUUCCUCCGUGAAUCUACCUGAAGUUUGGAAACAGACCACGAAAGGAAGACCUCAGUUUGCCAAACAUUGGCUACGGCACCUAAAGCAGAAGCGACCUGAAGUGGUUGACAGAAUUGUUCAGUUGGAUCAGAGUUAUGAUUGGUUGGCAAUAUCUGAUGACGUGUCUUCUGAUUCUUCGAGCUCAAGCUCUUCAGAGUCGGAUUCAGAUUCAGAGGAUUCUGGAACCGAAACAGAAGAGAGUAAGCGGAAACGGUGAGUGAUAUAAUAUUGCUGUAUUUUAUAUUUGUAAGUAUGAAAAUGACACUUUAGUCGAAAAAUGGAUUUAAAAGCUUUUUUAUUGAGUAAAUAUAUAUAUGUUUUCAUAUAUUAUAAGUAUGAUGAUGUCACAGGUAAUUCUGUGGUUAUUAAAAGUUUGUUUUGAUAUAUUCCGAGAAUUACUUCAUUUCUUUUCCCAUCUUGAUAUUUUUACUUUAGACCGCACGAAAAUGGCACGUCAACACUAGGAGCUACGGGAUUGGAGCCUUGUCCAAGCAAAUUAAGGAAGAACCUUAACGACUAA